Messenger RNA from Closterium sp. NIES-67, 2334 nucleotides. The record is from the annotation of a GenBank genome assembly. Lineage: Eukaryota; Viridiplantae; Streptophyta; Zygnematophyceae; Desmidiales; Closteriaceae.
AUCUCGCCUCGCCUCGCCUCGCCUCACCUCGCCUCCUGUACACACAGACAGUAGCAACAGUACAGUACAGUACGACUGGCUAGGGUACACGACGAACCUGACUGGAGUAGGGGUAAGGUAGGCGAGGAGCGAGGUCUGGCACCACAUGAUCCGUGUUGAGAGGUCCCAAAACAAGAUGACUGUACCAUCUCUCGGCCUCCUCGCCGUAUCUCAUGACAAUCCUCCUCUGGCCACUACAAGCGUCACGUUCAGAGAGUACAGGACUGUACAGUAGUACUGUCCAUCGGACUCGAGAAAAAAACUGGAUUCGCCGCUUCUCUCAGUCUUCCGUCUAGAUUCCGAAUUUGCCAUCGAUUGAAAUGAACUGGCGCCAGUAAUUCUAGACAGAAAUGGCUUCUGCGGGCCUCCUCCUGGUGUGCAUGGAACCGACCGACCAACCAACCCCCGAGGGUCGUCCACUGAAGAACUAUCGUGACGGCGCCACGUGAUCAGCACCAUCAUAGCUUAUCACCACCGUGGUGACCACCUGUAUUUCAACCACGGAUAUCGUGUGACGUGCCUCCGCCACGUGUCACCUCCACGUCACUGAUGUGGCACAUGACCGCACCGUCGCGUGGUCACCAGCUCAGAACGGUUGUGGGCUGAAAUCGUGGAAAGCACCGGCCCGCCCCGAUUGGUUGCACUGAGCGCCGGUCGCUUUUGAGUCAACUCAAAACGCUCCUGGACGGCCCGGUGGCGGCGGUAGAGGCAGCAGAGGCCGCUGUUGCUACUGCUGCUGCUGCACCCGAGGGGAAGAGAACCCCGACUUCGAGACACAGUCCAAAUCCCCUCUCAAUCGGCUGCCCUGAGCAGCGCGGGGGAGAAACAGAACCUCGUGGGGAGAGGAAUGGAACCCCCGUUGCAACCAUGGGUCGGAAUGGGCACCGGUUGCGCCAGGAGAGGAGUGCUGUUUCUGGGCAGUACAGUGCACCUCAGUGCAAUUUCAUCCCUCAGAAUCACGCUCUGUGGCACCAGCUGCAGCAGCUGCAGGCGAUGGGAGAUUUCGAGGCGUGUAAGGAGCCCUCUCUUUCCGAGAGGGAAGGAACCUCCGUUUCUCAGGAGCAGGCUUCGUGGGGCCAGUUGCAAGAGGUGCAGGAGGCGCAGGAGGUGCAGCAAGUGCCACAAGUGCCGCAAGUGCAGGAGUUCGCUGCUAACAGGAGGGAUGAGGCUCCUGGCUGUAAGAACCAGGGUCUGUGGGACAAGCUGCACGAACAGCGGCGUGCGUCGCAGGAGUCGCAGGAGCAACGGGAUCUGCAGAUGCUGCCUGAGCCGCAGGGUCUGCAGCAGUGGCGUGAGUCGCAUGAGUCGCAGGAGUCUCAGGAGCAGGGGGGUCUGCAGAUGCUAUCUGAGCCGCACAAGAUGGAAAUUUCUGAGGCGUCUCAGGAGUUUUCUUCCAGCAAGAAAGAAGAACCUUCCGUUUCUCAAAGCCAGGUUUCAUGGACCGACUUGCAGGAUCUGCAGAAUCAGCAAGAUCAGCAAGAUCUGCAGGAUCUGCAGGUGCUGUGUGAGCUGCAGGCGAUGGAAGACGUUGAGGCUUCAAAGGAGCUUACUUCGAGCAAGAGGAAUGAAACUCACUCUUCUCAAAGUCAGGCUUCGAGUGACCAGUUGCAGAACCCGCAGCAUCUGAAGCAGGUGCAGGAUCUGCAGAAUCUGGAUCUACAGGAUGUAGAGCAGCUGUUGGUUUUGCAGGAUCUGCAAGCGGCUCAGCAUCUCACAGACGGCAAGAGCCUCUGCGGCAAGGCUGCUGCAGGGGUAGAAGCUUCUGCAGAAGCUUCUACAGGAGAAAAUUCAAGUCCAGAGCUUGUUAUUGGGUUGGCGGAGGAUGGAUCCAUUGCUGUUGUGGCUAAAGGUGUGGAUAAGAGGAGACGGCUGGGGCAGACAGAGGAUGAGGCUCGCCUGGGGGCUGCAGGGCAUGAGGCUCACCCAGGGGCUGCAGGGAAUCAGAUGCUUAGUGCACCAGAAACAUCGGCGCCUGCAGAAGCAGCAGAGGGCGCAUGGCCACCAUAUGCGGAAGCUGCAGAGGGCUCAGGGUCACCAGCUGCAGAAUCAGCAACAGCAGCAUUGGCAGCAGCAGUGGUGGCGCCAGCACCUACCAGCAGGGUCGACAGGCUCAGCACGAGCUGCAGGAGCGGCAACACCACCAGCACGAGCAUGGUCGCCACAGGCUACAGGGGCGGCUGCCAGGGCGCCACUAUGGAGCUGGUUUAUCAGCAACACUACUUUGUUACAUGCAGUAGUGUAACUAUAUAACAUCAUAUCUAUGUUUCAGUGUAGCAAUGAAAUUAUACUCUCUAG